UCAGAAUGUGGUCUUGUGGUGCGGCGGCAGCGGCCGUGGUGGCUGUGGUUGUACUGGCUAGCCCGGCGACAGCGACCGUGGCCCGGUUUGUGGAGCAGACGGAUGUGCAGACUACCUAUGCCUCGGUCUUUUAUGUGGAGAGCGACGACUCGUAUGUGGUCAAGACCGAGAAUCACCCCUGGGACGGCGACUUUGAGAAGGAUGAGGCGGUGCGCAUCAAGUACACGCCGGGCUAUCUCGUUGCGGGCUGGGACCAGCUCCAUGUCAAGUCCAACUCUGCGAUGGAUGACGCUACGGUUGCCUAUGCUGCUGGCUACGGUGAGGCUCAACUCACGGCAGAGAUGAUUUACAACUAUGCCUACAACAACGGCUACGAUACCUUUACGCCAAACGAUAAAUUGGCCGACUACCUGGCGAAGAACCAGGCCUUUAUGGCUGCCUCCAUCGCCAGCAACCGCUCGGAUGCCAACGGCUACUGGUAUCACGUAGACCUGAUCCUGCGCCAGCUGCAGGGUGUCUGCGAUGGUUACAACAGCUCCGACUUUGCAAAGUCCUUCCCUUUGCCCUGUGAGUCCAUGCUUGCCAUCAAUCUCAUGGGUGACAUGGAGGAUCUCUCUGAUGCCUUGGCCUCGAGUGACGAGUGGUACACGGAGGACCGUUUCUUCCGUGCUACCCACUGCUCCGCUCUGGUCAAGCUUGUUGGCGGUGCCUCGAGCCCCUCGGACAUUUACAUUUCCCAGGACACGUGGUCCUCUCUCAACUCGAUGACCCGCAUCAUGAAGCGCUAUGACCUCAACUUUCUCCAAGCCAAGGGUGCUGAUGACCGCAUCGCGGGCUCGAGCAUUGUUUUUUCAUCCUAUCCGGGUUCGCUCUACUCGGGUGAUGACUUCUACCUGACCUCAGCGGGCAUGGCUGUCAUUGAGACCACCAUUGGCAACAGCAACCCUGAACUGUACCAGUACAUCGUGCCCGACACGGUUCUUGAAUGGAUCCGCAACAUCAUGGCCAACCGUCUGGCCUCCAACAGCCAGACCUGGUAUGAGGUGUACCGUCAAUUCAACUCGGGCACUUACAACAACAUGAACAUGAUCCUGGACUACAAGCAAUUCAAGCCCCAAGAGGCUCUGCAAGACGAACUUCUUACCAUCGUUGAGCAGAUUCCUGGCACUGUGACCAAAACCGAUGUCACGGGCUAUCUCCGCAACAUGACCUAUUGGGGUAGCUACAAUGUGGCCUUUGACCAAAACAUCCGCGAGCUGAGUGGUGCCAACCAGGCUGAGCAGCUCUAUGGUCCUUGGUUUAGCUACUGGAACACCAGCCGUGCGCUGAUCUUUGCACGUGAGCAGAAGAACGUCAGCUCACUUGAGGACCUUAAGCGUCUCAUGCGUCUCAACCAGUUCAAGACUGAUCCUCUGUCUGUCCAGACUGCCACCUGCGAGUACCGUGGAUGGACCAACUGCACGCCUGCAUACACGGCGGAGAACGUCAUUGCUACCCGUGGAGACUUGAAUGACCCGAAUGGCAUUUACAGUCUGUCAUCCUUCGGUUUGCGUAAUCAUGUGGCAACAGACUCAAAGAUCUCUACCUUCUCCACCUACGAUAGCAACAACCUCAACGUUUGGGCCAUCAGUGGACCUACAAACGGCCCACCCCCGAACCAGCCCGUUUUCAACUGGAGCACUUCCUAUUACAAGGACACCCGUCAUCGCGGCAUGCCAGAGGCCUUUGAUUUUGAUUGGGUCAACUUCAACUGGCCGUUUUGA
This is a messenger RNA of Monosiga brevicollis MX1, 1763 nucleotides long. RefSeq lists its product as uncharacterized. Gene Ontology annotation, molecular function: glycerophospholipase activity. Gene Ontology annotation, cellular component: extracellular region. The record is from RefSeq and is a predicted model, not a curated record. The transcript has 9 exons. The coding region runs from base 6 to 1763 and encodes 585 amino acids. Lineage: Eukaryota; Choanoflagellata; Craspedida; Salpingoecidae. Gene Ontology annotation, biological process: phospholipid catabolic process.